This is a messenger RNA of Klebsormidium nitens, 1907 nucleotides long. The record is from the annotation of a GenBank genome assembly. NCBI's taxonomy places the organism in Eukaryota, Viridiplantae, Streptophyta, Klebsormidiophyceae, Klebsormidiales, Klebsormidiaceae.
GUUUGAACAGUCCUAGAAAACGCUGGCAAAGCAGCAAAGCAGCAAAGCAGAGUUUCAAAGCAGCUGACUUUGUUCCUGCAGCUGCAGGAGGCAUCGAUACACCCUGGUGCCACCGUAGUCGGCGUAGAAGAGUUGGCGCUGUCACAUUUGCCGCAGGGUUACGUCGAACUGGCCGACUCCCAAUUAGGUAGAGCCAUUGGUUCCCUCUUGAACGAGCCUGCCACACAUGCUGCAGUCUCCUUAAGGAAGUACUUGAUUGAAGUGGAAAUUACUUUAACUUCGGUUCUAGUUUUGGAGCUACAUGGAUGUGUCGCAGAUCAGCUGGACAGUGGAGGAGAUUCUCCCAGAGGAUGAAGAAGACAGGGGCAAUGUGCCUGUCUAUGCUGCAGACAUCCCAGAACCAAAGCUGGCAAGUCCUAUAUUGAGGGCUCUUGGCGACGCUCACCCGCUGCCACGGCUGACGCACGUGAAGAGGAUUCGGAAGACACAAGGUCCAGACGGUGCGCCAAGGAUGUCGAUCGUCCUUUGCCCGGUGGCAGAAGCUGCGUCAAGGUUCGGAAGCGAGCCCGUCGUCCUUCCGGACGCUGUCGCAGCUGUGUGUGAGAAGUACGGCCUGAGCCCCUUCCUGGCAGAGGUUCCGGGGCGGCCUGCCAGAACCCUCGAAGAGAGCAAAGACGAUUGCCAGGUCUGGCCCGUCACGUUUCACCCAAAUAGAGAAGGGGCGGGCCCUGUUAAAGAGGAGCUGUCCGAAGAGGACCUGCGCGCGAUGUGGCGGUUCAUGCAGGCGGCGCUGAAGGAGGCAAAGAAAGCGGCGGACUGCGGACAGCCCGCCAACGGCUGCGUCAUUGUAGACCCCGCCACGCAUCGCAUCGUCGCGUCCGGAUUCGACCACAGCGGCCGUCCCUCGGGACACUCCGCCACAAUGCCCAAAGGCGCCCUCCUAAAACGGCCGCAGCCCAUCAUCUCAAAUCCGCCACCUGUAAGGCCGUCACUAGAUACGGCCGAAUCUUCCUUGGCAGCUAGCGCGACUCCCUCGGCACCGUCCGAUAAUACGAUCAUCGGCGGUCGUCCUCUGGACGGCGCGUGUUGCGCUCAACCGUCAGAGCCGUCCGUUAGGGUGAUCCACGGCGGAGAUGCUUCGGAACGCGCAGGCCCGUCGAAAUUGCCGUCAGCUAAAGGAUGUAGGAUACAAUGGCACCCGCUGAAGCACGCGGCGAUCGUGGCCGUCGAUGCGUGCGCGCGGGCAGAUCACGAGCAGUUUCCAGACUUCGGCCGCCACAGCGUUGAGCGGAGUAGAGAACUAGAACGCGAGCAAGAUGCGGACGGCUCGCAGCCCGCGGCUUCCGUCUCGAGCAUUCAAGAACGAAAACUAGAUCAGGGCUCUCUCGUCGAAAAUCGGUCGACAAGGACAGUUACAGAAAGUAACGUAACAGAAUCCCGUAGUGAGAGACCGUUAGGCAAAACACCCGCGGACAUCGGAGAAGAAGUUGCCGAAAACGACGAGAAGAGGCGGAAGCUGGGCUCCUCCAGUCUGGACGAUACGGGGGCCCGGGCGGGCGUGUUUGCGACUAAGCCGUAUCUUUGCACCGGUUUCGAUGCAUACCUCGUGAGGGAACCCUGUACAGUGUGUGCAAUGGCGUUGGUCCACAGCCGUAUUCGACGGGUUAUAUACGGCAUCAGUAACUCACGAACGGGGGCCCUUGGGGGGCGCUACAACUUGCAGACGAAAAAGAGCCUUAACCAUCAUUACAAGGUCUUUUGCAUGAAACUCCACGAGAGUGAGGUAAAGAAGGCACUGUGUUGACAAUUUGUUCAUGGAGGGCGUGAUUCCACGCCAUAUUCGCGGACAGUAUCAGCUCAUAAUGUACUUGAAAGGUGCUUGAAAGCAAGUACUGGCAUCACGUGGU